AUGUACUCCGUACAACCCCUGCUUAUAUGGCCUUCAACCUCUAUUUUGGGGGGGCCUCUCCUAUUCGAGUCUUCUGGCUCCAGGUCGGCAUUGCCUCGAAGCAAAGGAAAGCGGAUCGCGUUGAUUGCCACUCUGAUUGUCCUGGAACUGGGGGUGCUUGCUGCUUAUGGUCUUGCGGUGCGAGUGUUGACACCAGACGUGCCCGUUCGCAACGUGGGUUUCGUGCUUGUCGUUGCGGUGGUCAUUCUUGAUGCGAUUGUGUGGAUGGUAUGGGCCCUGGGCCUUGUAACCGGUGCCGCCCAGACAGCGCUUCUCAUGGUGGGAGCACGCGUGGCUGCGUGCGUGUGGGGGGAGGACUACUGGCUGCUGGGUCAUUCAGGCGUGUUCUUGGCCAUGGUCGCUCUUCUGGCGCACAUGGUGGUGAAUGCCAUGCUCCCUGCGCCGGACAGCCCGAAGGUUCGACGGCAGCGUGCAGCAGCGGACAUGUUGGAGACAUUGCAGUCAAGGAUCUCUGGAGGAUCUGGAUCUGGCGACCAUGCCAUCCCGGUGAGACUCGAGGCCGCCGGUACCCAAGUUGUCAAAACGUGGAAGAGGUGGCUGCCCCCGGCGGUGCUCGUGGGCCUCAUGUUUCUCUUCGCUGGCGAAAUUGCCUUGGUGACCCUUCGCUUUGAACCACCUUCGAUCUCUUGGUGCAACACAUGCGAACCGCGCCCGCAGCAGUACUACGCAGGCGUGGCCUUGGGUGCUGCUUUUGUGUAUGCAGUCUCGCUGUACGGCCUGCGGCGGUCAAAGAUAAAGGCUUUUGGCAAGAAGGGCCCGCUGCUGGAGACUGCUCCCCUGGGCCUCGUGCUACCAUACCUUUGCUGGGUGGGCGUUGCCGCGUACACAUCCUGGGUCGCCGACAGCUGGGCCGUACUGGUUCACGUCAGCUUUCUGCCGUUGAUUCUGGGCUUGUUCUUCUCCGCGCAUCAUCGCUGGGUGGUGGACGAUUUCCACUUGACUCCAAGGCCUCCCGGCUCAACAGCCAAGAUUGCGCCAGAACCCACCAGCUCUGCUGGUACUGCAGGUCCAGCUGGUGACCCCGCUGGUGCAGAUGACCCCGCUGAUCCUGCUGACCCAGCCGACCCUGCAGCUGGAGCCAGUGGACCGGCCGGCUCUUCCUCCAGCUCUGGCGAGGAAAAGCCUAGCUGCAUUAGCAGGGUGCCUUGGACGGUGCGCAUCUGGCUAGUGACCCUCAUCCUGGACAUCGCGUACGGUGUUGUGCUGCACCUGGUUUCGGAAGUUCGCUUCCGUUGGGUUGGAUGGAGCAUCAGCGCCGGAGUCCUCGUGCUGGCGCUGACCUUCAUGAGCAACCAGAUGUGGUUUGGCACUUUUCAGUUGUACCCAGAGCAGCCCCUCUUCUGGGGCUUCAUUGUGCUCAUUCUUCUGGCCUGGGCCGGUGGCGUUUGGUACUUUGACCGCGCCAUGCAGGUGGACAACUUUGCCCUGGUCUUGCUGUGCGUUGUGGUCCUCUACCCCGCGGUUUACAUGGCAAUCCUCGCAUUGCAGGUCCUCCGCGACGCCAAGUGGAGCCCCAAGGAUGCUUCAACAUUUCGCUUUGUGCGGAAUGCCCUGAUCUUCAGCACUGUCAUCUACCUGGUCUUCCUUGGUGCUGUUGCCAUCCUAAACUGGGCUGCGGCUUUGGGAGGGUUCUGCCUGCUGUUGAUGGCUCUCAUCCUGGGCCUGGCUUUCUGGAAGUGGCUGCGCGACAACCGCUUUGUCAGCCACAAGGUAAAGCUUGCCAGCGCCAUCUCAGUGGCCUGCUGUGUCCUGGGCUCUGCAGUUGGUAUCACCUUCUACUUCCAGAGCAUCUUCGGCGGCUUCACCACGGUUUGCAUCGGGCUGACGCUGCUUUUGGCUGGUGCUGCUGCAUCGGAGGUCUCAGAUGCUCAGGGCCGAACAGCUCUGGAGAAGCUUCGUGUUGAGUCCUCCAACUUCGUGUUCCCCGUGUUCCGGUUCCGUGGCGGGGAGCUGGCUCGCGCCCACUUUGAUAUAGCUGCAACCAUGGAGGCUGGCCCACUGCGCACGAAAUGA
Molecule: messenger RNA, 2073 nt
Organism: Symbiodinium pilosum
Lineage: Eukaryota; Dinophyceae; Suessiales; Symbiodiniaceae
Source: the annotation of a GenBank genome assembly